Molecule: messenger RNA, 935 nt
Organism: Hymenoscyphus albidus
Lineage: Eukaryota; Fungi; Ascomycota; Leotiomycetes; Helotiales; Helotiaceae
Source: the annotation of a GenBank genome assembly
AUGCCACACACCCUCCUCCUCGGCGGCCACGGAAAAGUGUCCCUCCUAAUGACACCCAAAAUCCUAGCCCGGAACUGGACCUUGACAUCCCUCAUCCGGGACCCCGCACAGAAAGCAGCCAUCCUACGUGCAGCGGAGAAGAAUCCCGGACCGGGGAAGGGGAAAAUCGAUGUGGUGGUGGAGAGUCUGGGGGAGGUUAAGAGUGUGGAGGAUGCGGGGAGGAUCUUGGAUGGUUGUUAAGCCUGAUUGGGUUGUUUGGAGUGCUGGUAUGUUGUUGUUUUUUUGCGAUUUUGUUCUGGGGUGGUGAUGGUGAUGGUAGUUGUGUUACGUGUAUAAGAAAGAAUGAAAGAAGGAAAUAAGCUAAUCAGUAUAUAUGAGCAGGCGCAGGAGGAAAAGGCGGUCCGCAGACAACUAAAGCCAUCGACCGCGAUUCCUGCAUAAACUUCAUCCGCGCCUCCCUCGCCCGCCCCUCAAUCACCAAAUUCCUCCUCAUCUCCGCUUUACUUUCGCGUCGCUCGAGAGCCCCGUGGUGGGCCGACGAAGACUGGUCGCAAGUCCAGAAAAUCAACACGCAGGUCAUGCCCACGUACUAUAAAGCGAAGCUCGCGGCCGACGAGGUCCUCACGGUGGAAGGACGGGAGAGAAAGGGUUUUGGCUGGAUUUGUCUGAGACCGGGGAUUCUGAGUGAUGAGGAGGAGACGGAACGGGUGGGUAUUGGGAAGAUUGGCGCGAGGGGUCAGGUUACGAGGGGGGAUGUUGCGGAUGUGGGGGUGAGAUUGUUGGAGAGGGAGGGGGUGAGUGGGUGGUUUGAUUUGUUGCAGGGCGAGAGGGGGGUAGAGGAGGAGGUUGAGAGGGUGUUGAAGGAGGGGGAGGAUUAUGUUGAGGGGGAGGAUGAGGGGGUUAUGAAGGCGCAUAUUGGGAAGUAUGAUGAUUGA